Molecule: messenger RNA, 1180 nt
Organism: Anarrhichthys ocellatus (wolf-eel)
Lineage: Eukaryota; Metazoa; Chordata; Actinopteri; Perciformes; Anarhichadidae
Gene: cd63
Product: CD63 molecule
Exons: 8
Coding region: 130-852 (240 amino acids)
Biological process (GO): regulation of vascular endothelial growth factor signaling pathway
Cellular component (GO): plasma membrane
Source: RefSeq, a predicted model, not a curated record
GGAAGGAGCCGAGGGAGGAGCGAGUCCUAUAAACGGCAAGAAGUUACAAAUUUCAACACAUUGUCGUCUUCGCCUCUCAACGCAGGAUUUGACAGAUUUCUUCUUUAAGGAAACAGAUCAUCAUCAGCCAUGGCCGUCGAAGGGGGAAUGAAAUGUGUCAAGGUCCUGCUUUUCCUUUUCAACUUCAUCUUCUGGCUAUGUGGCCUAGUAUUGAUCAUCGUGGGAGUCCUGGUUCAAAUAGGUCUUCACAACACCUUGGCCAUCCGUGACGCGUCGGCCUCAGGAGGUCCCAUUGUUAUCAUCGGGAUCGGCGUGGUGAUCUUCUUCAUCGCCUUCUUCGGCUGCUGCGGUGCCUGGAAAGAGAACUACUGCAUGGUCACCACAUUUGCCAUUCUUCUCUUCCUGCUCAUUGUUGUUGAGAUCGCAGCAGUGAUCGUUGGAUACAUGUUCAGAGAAAAACUGUCAAAUGUCGUCCAGGACAGUCUCACCGAGAUGAUUACUGGUUACAAGAACGGCACAGAUGACUUCAAAAAGACCGUGGAUAAACUCCAGGAGGAUAUGAAAUGCUGUGGCGGGAACAGUUCCACUGACUGGAGUAGCUUUGGAAAAGAUGGAAAGUCUGUGCCUGACUCAUGCUGUGUGACUCCCUCUGCCCACUGUGGAAAGGGGACCAUGAGAAACCCGAAAAAAGUGCACCAGAAGGGUUGUCAUGAUGCUUUGGUGGCUUUCCUGAGGAAAAACCUCCUGUGGGUGAUCGUUGCAGCUCUCGUCAUUGCGAGCCUGCAGGUGUUGGGCAUCGUGUUCUCCUGCCUGUUGAUGAGAGGCAUCCGCAGCGGCUACGAAGUCAUGUGAUCCAGCCCCACAGCUGAGGAAGAGUCAUCUGUUCAGGUCACGCUUAGUGGGAUCUUCUUUUGGAAACUUAUAUGUUCAUCCUAUAUUUCAGAUAUAAGUCACAGAAUAUAUUUUCUUGUAUAGGGAUUUUGGAUUGUAUUUUCAUAGGUUAACAAUAUCUCUGCUUUGUUACUGUAUGCAUUUAGGAAAUUAUAGAAAUGAUAAACUCCACCUUACUGUAUAUUUUUGUUGGUUAUGAGGAAUUCUAACACUUUUUGUUGUUCUGUUAAGAAGACUUAAGAUCUGUUUCGCUGUUUUCCAGUUGCUAUUAAAGACUCUUUAAAUUACA